Messenger RNA from Oncorhynchus nerka (sockeye salmon), 6317 nucleotides. Its product is annotated as zinc finger and SCAN domain-containing protein 2-like. The transcript has 4 exons. Bases 346 to 2052 code for a protein of 568 amino acids. Gene Ontology annotation, biological process: regulation of transcription by RNA polymerase II. The record is from RefSeq and is a predicted model, not a curated record. Gene Ontology annotation, molecular function: DNA-binding transcription factor activity, RNA polymerase II-specific; RNA polymerase II cis-regulatory region sequence-specific DNA binding. Lineage: Eukaryota; Metazoa; Chordata; Actinopteri; Salmoniformes; Salmonidae.
GCCGAGCCAACUACCAUAGCCUUGCUUUCUCUCAAUACCUCUGGUAUUUGUAUUUAUUCGAAUAGCCUCCUAUACUGUAAAUACAUAUUCAGAUAUACAGAUAGAUAUCUUAUAUCUCGAAAUUAUAUAUUUUUUAAAUGCAUUAGGUAGAGACCACAACAUCCAACAGUAACGUUUGCUAGCAUGCUAACACAGACAAAAGUGGUUUAGUUACCUGUAUCUUUGCAGUUAAUUUUAGCGAUUUUUCCUUUUGAUAUACGGAAUCGUAACACUGACCAACCUGAACAAAAGUAGCUAAAAGUUACAAUCUCUUAACUGUAGCUAGCUGCUCAUAGACACUUUGCAAUGAUGUCCGCAGCCAUCAUAACCUUCCAGUCGCAGCUCUCCGGGGUCAUGGAGACGGUCCUUAAGUCAGCCAUGUAUGAGAUCACCAGGCUGGUGGAGGAUAGUUUCCUGGAGGAGGUGUCCCGGAACCGGGAGCAGGUCGAGUCACUGAAGAAGCGGCUGCAGUGGUCGGAGAACAGAGAGGGAGACCAGAGGGGGAAGUGUGGGGACUGUGGGAGAGCUGGCAAGGAAGGUCAUGAGAUAAGCUUAGGAACUUCACAGACAGGUGUGGAGAAGGGGCGUGGCCUGAAGCAGGAAAAGGUACAAGGGGAGGAGUGGCGCAGCUGUGGGGGUGUGGCCAGGGAAACAACCUUCAAUGAUCUGGAGGAGGCUGAGGCCACCAGCCCUAGGAGAACCUCUGAGUCCACAGAGGUCGGAGGUCAGAAGCUGGACAGUCUGCUGAAAGAGGAGGCUCUCCACAACACUGAGCUACAGGAGAGAUGGGAGUUCUGCCUGGAUGAGGCUGAUGGUUCAGACGUCUCUGGGCCCAGUAAGAGUUUUAUUCAGCAGGAGCUGCAGCAGUGCCAAGAUGAGUGGAGAUCCAGUCUAGACCAGAGGCCUGAACUACCAGGCCCCGAGGGACACUCAGUGGACCCCACCGACCCUCUCUACCGCCCCCACUACAGCAUGGAGGAACAAGGGGGUGACUUUGAUAAGUCUGGUUACUGCAGUGGCGGUAGUGGCGACCAUCUUCUAGACAUGGAAGGGCUGGAUAGGCUUCCUGGUUCUCCGUCUCGUCUGGGGGCGCUGAGCUACGGAGCUGUGGGUCACUACCAGGUGAACCUGGGGGGGUUUAAGGGGGGCGACCAUCGCCAUCGCUCCCACAUGCCUGGCCCCCAUCGGAUCCGGAGGGAGCAGGUGGAGUCGCCAACGCCAUCCCCCCACCCAGAGGUGGGAGACCUGAACUGCCUGUUGAUAAACGAGGAGGGGUACCUGCAGGACUCCAGUGUCUUGUACCCUGAACACGGUGUCCCAGAGUUGGGUAACAGAGCCAGCCACAGAGCCAUCCACUCUGGAAGCUCAGCCCACAACAACAACACAGAGAGCCUGUAUGAUGCCGCUGACGACUUUGGACACUCUUUAAACCUCAGAGAUCGUUCACAAGAGCAGGUAACAGGAGUAGGGGGGAGGCGUCAUGCCUGCAAUCAAUGUACCAUGAGCUUCCCAGACGCUGGUUCCCUCAAGGCCCACAAGCAGACACACAAAACGGGGAGAGGGAUGAGUUCAGGGUCUGGGCCUCCAUACUCCUGCACCCAGUGCGGUAAGACCUUCACCCAGGCCUGCAACCUCAAGGUCCACCAGCGGGUCCACCAGGCAGAGGGACUCCACCUCUGCAGCCACUGCUCCAAGGGUUUCACCUCCUUCUCCGACCUGAAGAGGCACAAGUGCAGCCAGACCACAGACAAGCCCUACUGCUGCUCCAUCUGUGGGAACAAGUUCAGUCGUCUCUGGAACCUCAAGCUGCAUCAGCGCAUUCACACGCAGGAGAAACCCCACCGCUGCACUAUGUGUGACAAGAGCUUCACGCGGGUGGACAUUUUGAAGGUACACCAGCGCACACACACUGGGGAGAGACCGUACUGCUGUGCUGUGUGUGGACUCUGCUUCAAACGACUGGCCCAUCUAAAGUUACACCAGCACAAACACAGGCCGGAUUUCCUGGCCUGAACGGUGGCCUAGAACAGUGAUUUCAACACUGUGAGGCAUGGGUUCCUCCAAUUUCUUUUAAAUAUAUAUAUAUAUAUACUUACAGUCCAUUCAAAAGUUUGGACACACCUACUCAUUCAAGGAUUCUUCUAUAUUCUUACAAUUUUCCACAUUGUAGAAUAAUAGUGAAGACAUCAAAACUUUGAAAUAACACAUAUGGAAUCAUGUUGUAACCAAAAAAGUGUUAAACAUAUCAAAAUAUAAUGAUUUAUUUUUUCAAUAUACAUUUUUCAAGUUUCUUCAAGUGCAGUGGCAAAACCAUCAAUCGCUAUGAUGAAACUGAAUCUCAUGAGGUCCGCCACAGAAAAGGAAGACCCAGAGUUACCUGGUCAAUGACAUUCGAUGGAUUGGACAUUAGACCGGUAGAAAUCUGUCCUUUAGUCUGAUGAGUCCAAAUUUGAGGUUUUUGGAUCCAACCACAUGUGUGUGUCCCACCGUGAAGCAUGGAGGAGGUGGUGUGGUGGUGCUUUGCUGGUGACACUGUAUGUGAUUUAUUUUGAAUUCAAGGCACACUUAACCAGCAUGGCUAGCACCACAUUCUGCAGUGAUAUGCCAUCCCAUCUGAUUUGUGCUUAGUGGGACUAUCAUUUGUUUUUCAACAGGACAAUGACCUAACACACCUCCAGGCUGUGUAAGAGUUAUUUGACCAAGAAGGAGAGUAAUGGAGUGCUGCAUCAGAUGACCUGGCCUCCACAAACACCCGAGCUCAACCCAAUAGAGAUGGUUUUGGAUGAGAUGGACCGCAGAGUGAAGGAAAAGCAGCCAACAAGUGCUCAACAUAUGUGGGUACUCCUUCAAGACUGUUGGAAAAGCAUUCCAGGUGAAGCUGGUUCAGAGAAUGCCAAGAGUGUGCAAAGCUGUAAUCAAGGCAAAGGGUGGCUAUUUGAAGAAUCUCAAAUAUAAAAUAUAUUUUGAUUUGUUUAACACUUUUUUGGGGUUAUUACAUGAUUCCAUGUGUUAUUUCCUAAUUAUAAUGUCUUCACUAUUAUUCCACAAUGUAGAAAAAGAGUAGAAAUAAAACCCCUUGAUGUGUAGGUGUUCUAAAACCUUUGACCGGUAGUGUGUGUAUAUACAUACAUACAGUGCCUUCGGAAAGUAUUCAGACCACAUUUUGUUACUUACAGCCUUGCAAAAUGGAUUGUUUUUCCCCCUCAUCAAUCUACACACAAUACCCCAUAAUGAUGGGGAGUGUUGCUGCACAGCUAUUUUCAGGUCUCUCCAGACAUGUUUGAUCAGGUUCAAGUCUUGUCUUGGCUGUGUGCUUCGGGUCAUUGUCCUGUUGGAAGGUGAAACUUCGCCACCAGUCUGAGGUCCUGAGCGCCCGGGAACAGGUUUACAUUAAGGAUUGCUAUGCACUUUGCUCCGUUCAUCUUUCCCUCGAUCCUGAACAACAUCCCCACAGCAUGAUGCUUCCACCACAAUGCUUCACCGUAUGGAUGGUGGCAGGUUAGAUUGGAAGCUUGGCUUUUUUAUUUCUUUAUUUCACCUUUAUUUAACCAGGCAGGCCAGUUGAGAAGAAGUUCUCAUUUACAACUGCGACCUGGUCAAGUUAAAGCAAAGCAGUGCAACAAAAACAACAUCACAAAGUUACACAUAAACAGACGUACAGUCAAUAACACAAUAGAAAAAUCUGUAUACAGCGUGUGCACAUUUAGAAGAGUAGGGAGGUAAGGCAAUAAAUAGGCCAUAGAGGCGAAAUUAUUACAAUUUAACAUUAACACUGGAGUGAUAGAUGUGCAGAUGAUGAUGUGCAAGUAGAGAUACUGGGGUGCAAAAGAGCAAGAGGAUAAAUAAUAUGGGGAUGAGGUAGAUGGGUGUGUUAUUUACAGAUUGGCUGUGUACAGCUACAGUGAUCUGGCAUUCAGGCCAGAGUUCAAUCUUGGUUUCAUUAGAUCAGAUAAUAUUGUUUCUCAUGGUCUGAGAGUCUUUAGGUGCCUUUUGGCAAACUCCAAGCGGACUGUCGUGCCUUUUACUGAGGAAUAGCUUCUGUAUGGCCACUACCAUAAAGGCCAACUGGUGGAGUGCUGCAGAGAUGGCUGCCCUUCUGGAAUGUUCUCCCAUCUCUACAGAGGAACUCCGGAGCUCUGUCAGAGUGACCAUCAGGUUCUUGGUCAUCUCCCUGACCAAGGCCCUUCUCACCCGAUUGCUCAGUUUGGCCGGGCGGCCAGCACUAGGAAGAAUGAUGGGGACCACUGUGUACUUGUGGACCUUCUAUGCUGCAGAAAUGUUUUGGUACCCUUCCCAAGAUCUGAGUCUCGACACAAUCCUGUCUCGGCGCUCUACAGACAAUUCCUUUGACCUCCAUGGCUUGGUUUUUGCUCUGACAUGCACUGUCAACUGUGGGACCUUAUGUAGACAGGUGUGUGCCUUUCCCAAAUCAUGUCAAAUCAAUUGAAUUUACAACGGGUGGAAUCCAAUCAAGUUGUAGAAACAUCUCAAGGAUGAUUAAUGGAAACAGGAUGCACCUGAGCUCAAUUUCGAGUCUCAUAGCAAAGGGUCUGAAUACAUUUUUUUUGCACACAUUCCUAAAAACCUGUUUUCGGUUUGUCAUUAUGGGGUAUUCUGUGUAGAUUUUAAUUUAUUUAAUCAAGGCUGUAACAUAACAAAUUUGAAAAAGUCAAGGGGUAUGAAUCCUUUCCGAAGGCCCUGUAUACACUCAGUCCAGCUCUGAAAGUUGUAAUAGUGGAAUGCACAAGGUGUAAUUUCAAAAUUGGGUAGUACAUCAUCAGUUCCUCUUUGUACACCCUAGAGAGCUAUUUAUAACUUGUCAGAAAUGUCCAGAUCAACGAGCCCAUGUCAACUAACGUUUUUUAAAUUUAUAUCUUUCAAAAAUAUAAACAACAUGCAACAAUUUUACUGAGUUACAGUUCAUAUAAGGAAAUCAGUCAAUUGAAAUAAAUUCAUUUGGCCCUAAUCUAUGGAUUUCACAUGACUGGGCAGGGGAGCAACCAUGGGUUGGCCUGGGAGUGCAUAGACCGACCCACUGGGAGCCAGGCCCAGCCAAACAGAAUGAGUUUCUCCCCACAAGAGCUUUAUUACAUACAUAAAUACUCCUCAGUUUCAACAGCUGUCUGGGUGGCUGGUCUCAGACAAUCCUGCAGGUGAAGAAGCUGGAUGUCGAGGUCUUGGGCUGGCAUGGUUACACUUGCGGUUGUGAAGCUAGUUGGAUGUACUGCCAAACUAUUGACAAGUAUGUUGGAGGCGGCUUAUGGUAGAGAAAUGAACAUUCAAUUAUCUUGCAACAGCUCUGGUGGACAUUCCUGCAGUCAGCAUGCCAAUUAUACGCUCCCUUAAAAUCUGAGACCUCUGUGGCAUUGUGUGACAAAAAUGCUAAUUUUAGAGGCCUUUUAUUGUCCCCAGCUCAAGGUUCACCUGUGUAAUGAUCAUGCUGUUUAAUCAGCUUCUUGAUAUGCAACACCUGUCAGGUGGAUGGAUUAUCUUGGCAUAAUAGAAAUGCUCACUAACAGGGAUGUAAACAAAUUUGUAUACAACAUUUGAGAGAAGUAAGCUUUUUGUGUGAAUGGAACAUUUCUGGGAUCUUUUAUUUCAGCUCAAGAAACAUGAGAUCAACUCUACAUGUAUUUACAUUUUUGUUCAGUAUAGGUUAUUUAGCCCAUAGAUCUUGACAAGUUUGUCAGUCAAAUAACACAUGAAUACAUAUUAGACAUGGCCAAAUGUAUAGAAUUGCAAGAAAAGGAGCUUUAAAACAGCAACAUUUCCUUUGCAUCGCAUGACAAAAUGUGUAGAAUUGCAGGAAAUAAGCUUUAAACCCAGCAACAUUCUCUCCACCAAGAGCGGCGUGAACAGUUAGUGUCAUGAACAGUGCCAAUAGAAAUAGACGUGUUAGAUUCUGGGUUAAACUUUGAACAUUGUUAUACUCAGAAGAAUAGUAUCUAACGGUGAGGGACUGGUUUUUACUUCAGAAGUUAAUGGUCUGUAGGAGCCAGAUGGCUUUGGAAUGUGUAGGGGAGACGGGUGGAGAUCUUAGAACCUAACAAUGUCACUGAGGGAGAGAAGGUAAUGUAUAAUGUUUACAUUAUGUCAGGAUAUGUUAUUGUUAGCCAUCAGGGAUCCUCUGGGAGAAGAGACACUGUCUAUCAAUCACCAUGACAGCCUUGAGUUGAAGAGACUCUAGGAGAAAGGGUUGUCAGUACUUCUGUGAAAUGUUGUUUGUCUGAAUGCAGCUCUAUCGACCCUUUGGGAAGAAUUAAACUUGGAUAAGCUUU